AUGCACAAACUCCCAAGCAUAAAAUCAAACUGCCCGCCCGCCUUCGCCGCCGCGGGAGCAGUCCCCCGGGCGCGCGCGGCGCUGCCCCCGCAUCCCUGGCGACUCCUCGGGGAAGCCCUCCUGCGCUCCGGGGCCCGGGCGCCCCCGGGGCGCCCUCUCCGAGGGGACUGCGCCCCCGCCCCAGCCACCCGGUCACACAGGGCCGCGCCAGCGCUGGCGUCACAGCCUCCCGCCCGCAUCACGCUUCCACUCGACCCGGAGGCGCGGGACUUGGGACCCCCAGGACACAAGAGGCGCUGUGCUCCCUGCGGCGGCCCCUCCAGGGCGCCCAGGACUUCGCGCCCCGAGCCGGUCGACCAGGAUCCGCCGGAGCAGCCCCGGCCCCCUCCGCGCCCAGCAACUCGGCCCACCCGCGCGGGGGCGGCAUCCGCCCGGCGCACACGUGUGCGGAUUAUUAAGCAGCCGGGGCAGGGCAGCCGGCGUCUCGGCGCAGCAACCCCUGCUAAUUGCGGGGGAAGGGCGCGCGGAGCCCGCGGAACCGCGGGGAAGCGAGAGUGCGCUCGGAGGCUGAGCAGCCUGGCGAGGCCCCGCUGCGCUCGGAGCGCGGGGGUGCACACCUUCCGGGGCCAGUCCGGUUUGCCCUCGUCUGUUCUGGCUUCGCCCACGGUCCCCAGCCAGCCCAGCGCGCCCGGAGGCCGCAGCUCUCCCUCCUCGGCCCGCCGUCCUCCCUGGAGGCUCCACCUGAGUCUCCCUAGAGAGCUAGAACUUGCCGGGCCGGCUUGGCCCGGCCCACUUUCCCAGGCGUUCUGGGUCCGGGGAGAAAGUCCCGGAACCACCCGGGCCACCAAGACCCGCUGCUCCGGCAUCUCGGAGGAGGCAUCGCCGCCCGGCACCACGCAGCUUCACCAACUCGGGGUGGCUCCUUUCUCCCCCAACAGUCCCCGGCGGGCGCCGAGAAAAGAGAGGCAUUUCGUUUCAGCCCGAGUGAGGGGGAAGGAGGGCGGGGGUGGGGCGCGGGAGAUGAGGGUGGGCAAAGGGCGAUGCAAGCUGCCUGCCAGCAUCGCGAUCGCGGGGCGUCCGCGGUGGAGAGCCACCGGCGGAGGCCGGCCCCUCCGCACGCUGCCCGCCUCCGAACCGACCCCGGGCUCGCAAGCCGGGCCUCGGACGGUUCGCGCAUCGCCGGGCAGCCGGCGAGCCCGCCUUACCUUGAGCUGCAGUGAGGAGCCCCGCGCACAGCACCAGCAGCGCCAGAAGCAGCGACUCGAAUUUCCCCCACGCAGUCAUGUCUGCAGAUAUUCCACACGCGCACCACAGCGAUGGCUCUUCUCGGACGCGCCCGGCUCCUCCGAGGCACAGCAGGGCUACGGACGGAGCCAGAGAAUCACCCGAGGGCGAGGCGAGCUGGGGAGAGAUCCCGGUCCCCGGACCGGCCGCGCAUCCGACGCCUCCCGCAGGUCUGGGCGCCCGGCUCGCUUCGCUCUCAUAGCAUCGGGUCCCGAACCCACUGCAGGCAGGGCUGAGCUGCUCCAAGCGCCGACACCGGGCUGCCGGGCCGGGGCCGGGGACGAGCGCCCGCCCAGCCGGGCAGGAAGGCACCGAGGCUGCGAGGCUGCGGGAGGGGGCGAGGCGGAGAGAGGAGCGCGCGCCGCCGGAGAGACCCGGAGCGGAGGCAGCUGGAAAGGCAGCCAGCGAGUGGGAGCCGCGGGAGGGGGGGCAGGAGGCAGGGAGGGGGCGCAGGGGGAGGGAGGAGAGGCAGGCUCGAGAGGGAAGGCGGGGAGCGCGGAAGACAGGCUGCUCGCGGCACAAGGAGCCGCUGCCGUGGCGGCUGGACUCAACCAUCCCUUCCCACCGAGAGGGGAUGGAGCUGGGACGGCGCCAUCCCAGACCCGGCCCGGCCUCGGGCGCCAGGCUCCCCGCGCCGCGCCGCGCCGCGCUCUCCCGCGCUCUCCCCGCGCGCCGCCGCGCACAGGCUGGGGAGGGAGACUUGUUGGGCGUCGGGCGGGGGCCGCCCGCGUCCCCCACCGGGGCGAGGCCAAGCCAGCGGGCAGCUCGGCGACCUGGAGGGGUCCUGCGAGAGCAGAGGCUGGCCGCCAUCCGCCGAUCUCUCUUGGUGCCUGGCCGGGGAGAAGCCCCCCGGCGUAA
Molecule: messenger RNA, 2142 nt
Organism: Rangifer tarandus platyrhynchus (Svalbard reindeer)
Lineage: Eukaryota; Metazoa; Chordata; Mammalia; Artiodactyla; Cervidae
Source: the annotation of a GenBank genome assembly